AUGCUUGCAUGGAUACCCGUUGCCAUGGCCGACAAGGUUGUCAUAGGUUACUUUCCUAACUGGCUCUAUGCAAGGUACCCUGUAUCCAACAUUGAUUUCUCUUCGUAUACGCACAUCAAUUAUGCGUUUGCCGUUAUGCUUCAUGGCGAUACACCUGAAUGGACCGACAAUGACCAAGUCAAGACACAGCUUCCACAACUUGUUGAAAAGGCACAUGCCGGGAAUGCCAAGGUGCUCAUCUCCGUUGGUGGAUGGUCUGGAUGUUUGACUUUCAGUACUAUGGCUGCGAGUGCUUCUGGACGAACGAAUUUUAUCAAUUGGGCUAUUGACCAAAUCAACACCUAUGGCAUUGAUGGCAUCGAUUUGGAUUGGGAAUAUCCUGGAAGGCAAGGUGCCGGUUGUAAUGCUGUGGACGAAGCCAAUGAUACCAAGAACUAUUUGCAGCUUAUCAAGGAGAUGCGUCAAGCCUUUGAUGGAGUACACAAUGGCACCUCGCGCAAGGAGAUCUCCAUUGCAGGCUAUGUGCGUCCAUUUGAAUCAGCUUCUGAUUUUGGUAGUGUGCUUGAUCGCAUCAAUUUGAUGACUUACGAUAUCAAUGGCGCAUGGAACGAUACCACUGGACCCAAUGCUCCUUUUCAGUUUCAGCCAGGCCAGGGUGAUGCCGAUAGUUUUGUUUCGGCUAUUGAAGCUUGGAAGGGUGCAGGCGUUCCUACCGAAAAGAUCGUACCUGGUAUGGCUUUUUACGGGAGAUCAGCAACUGCCACCGUUGAUAUGACCCAAAGUGGAUCACAAUAUCAAUCACAAGAAAAAGGAAAGCCUCCCAAAGGAGAUUCAUAUGAUGCACCUUGGCAAGAUCCCAAUUGUCCCAAAGAUCCAGGAGGCCUAUCGGGCAUAUGGCGCUAUGGUAAUCUUCGUUCACAAGGGGUGCUUACUGCUCCCGAGACAGCAGCUUCACCAUGGGUGCGUACCUGGGAUAAUGUUACUCAGACGCCAUGGCUUUUCAAUCCAACGGAUAAGACAUUUAUCUCUUAUGAUGAUCCCAAAUCAAUGGCUAUUAAGAUCAAUUAUGCGAUAUGUCAAAACUUGGGUGGUGCUAUGGUGUGGUCGGUAGAUGAAGACUCUUCAAACAAGGAGCUGCUAUCGGUGGUCGUGCAGAUCAAAACAGGCUCAUGCGACAAGCAGUAA
Lichtheimia ornata is the source of this 1185-nucleotide messenger RNA. RefSeq lists its product as uncharacterized. The transcript has 6 exons. Bases 1 to 1185 code for a protein of 394 amino acids. Gene Ontology annotation, cellular component: extracellular region. Lineage: Eukaryota; Fungi; Mucoromycota; Mucoromycetes; Mucorales; Lichtheimiaceae. The record is from RefSeq and is a predicted model, not a curated record. Gene Ontology annotation, biological process: carbohydrate metabolic process; chitin catabolic process. Gene Ontology annotation, molecular function: chitin binding; chitinase activity.